AUGUCCCGUAGCAAAGUCAACUAUUAUGCUACUGAUAAAGACUCUUGCCCUCUUGCAAGUGUUGCCUUUGCCUCAUUAGACCUUGAAGGCAAUGAAUCACGAGAUGUCAUAUCCAAGUGCGAAGCUGCUAUUUGUGACCAAAUCAAUCGUAAAAUCAGCGCAGAAGAGUCAGCUUCUAUAUUGUAUAGAUAUGCAGAUAACAAUGCCCCAGCAAAAUUGAUUCAAAAAGUUCUCCACGCAAUUGAUCAUCAUAAGCCUGUUAUUGGCUUGUCUGACAAAAAUAAAGGUUCACACCACUGCAUGAUGUGGCGCCAAGAAGAAGAUAUUCUUCUUCUGGCAGCAAUUCAUAAGUAUGGUCUUGGUGACUGGAAAUCCAUUGCCUACUUUGUUGGUGGUGGUCGAUCCCGAUCACAGUGUUCUCAAAGAUGGGGCCGUGCCAUGGAUCCAAAAAUCGCAAAAGCUCCAUGGACUGAACAAGAAGAUAAAAUUCUUCUUGAUAUGGUAAAUGAGUACGGGGAGCACUCUUGGGCCAACAUUUCAAGAAAGAUGGGAAAUAGAUCUGAUGUUCAAUGCAGAUACAGAUUUUUCCUUCUGACAAAGAGGGGUAAAUCUGGCAAACCAGCCAAAAGAGCUUCUCCUAAUUCUCCUAUUUACCAAAAGUUUGAUGAAAAUCAAUCUGAUUCAAAAAAUGAACCAAAAUCCAAGGAUAAAUUAGUUAUUCAAGAACAGGAAAAUUCAUUUGUUAAAUACAACGUACUACCAAUUUCUGUAUUAUUGCCCAUGAAGAGCAUUUCGGAAUGCUCUGUUGACGAAUUGUUCCCUCCAUUGAUCAUGAAAUCGCAGGCUCAUUCUGAGCCCACUUCCCCUAUAUAUUCUAACCAGUUAUAG
Molecule: messenger RNA, 888 nt
Organism: Trichomonas vaginalis G3
Lineage: Eukaryota; Parabasalia; Trichomonadida; Trichomonadidae
Product: RNA polymerase II transcription regulator recruiting protein
Exons: 1
Coding region: 1-888 (295 amino acids)
Source: RefSeq, a predicted model, not a curated record